Molecule: messenger RNA, 4528 nt
Organism: Cyprinus carpio (common carp)
Lineage: Eukaryota; Metazoa; Chordata; Actinopteri; Cypriniformes; Cyprinidae
Product: E3 ubiquitin-protein ligase TRIM8
Source: RefSeq, a predicted model, not a curated record
AUCAGGGAAGGGGGAGUAUGUGAACUGUAUCCUGAGUUGCAGUCCUGUGCCUGCAUUCCUCUCAUCUAGGAUUAGCUUGAAAGGUGGAAAAAAUCAUAAAUAAUAACAGACGCAGAUUGGAAUACGGCGCGGAAGCAUCUGUUUUUAAUCAGGACUAACGUUUUAAAGGACGUGAUAUCCCUGGAUGAUCGCAGAACUGGAUCUAUUUGCUUUACGAGAGCCGUCUAUAUAAAGGGCAUACAAAUGAGAGCAAAAGUAAAUAGAUACGUCGUUUUUAAUUCGCGUUAAACAGGAAGGGCUGAUGAGCGAUAACAAAGGCCAAACGAUAUCGUCUCCUUUUAAGAUCAACAAAGGUAUCUGGCUUUAAUACAUUAAUAUUUUAGGCGACUUAGCUUCGUCAAAAUAAAAUACAAGACAUAGGGCUCUAAAAAUGAACGCAGUCCGUGUCUGGUAAGUCAACAUCAGGCGAAACAUGGACAGGGAUCAGGUUGAGGAUCAUUCUGUAAUGUUUAACCAGCACAGAUAGCGAGAGAAUAGCUCUGAUCAUGAUAAAAUCGCAGCUCUUUGUGGUUUAAUGCUGCGAGCAGGCAUGCGUGUAUACGCGUCAACUGUACGUUCAUUCAAAGUCGUGUCACUAGAAUAGAUAAAAUAGUCUUUCUGCCUCUCUUAUAGUUGUAGGGGACAGUGAUCUUAUCGAUAUAGUGUUAAACCGAGACUCAGGUCUAGUUUAUGAUAAUUCCAGCAGUGCAGAUGUCAUGUGCCCCGGGCACAAAUCAAAUGCGUGAUCGCCCGCUUCAGUAAAAGACUGUACAGCAGCUGCUUACGAAAGGACGCUUUCAGCGCAACUUGUGGCGUCACCCUUUUCCUGUUUUAAACUGUUUUAAACGACGAUACGACAUUUACAUUUAUAUCUAACUGAUCUUUUCUUCACUGACACUGGAUGUUAGACGAUGUCGUAGCCUUUAACUAGUAGUUUAGUUGUCUUUCAGCGGAUAGUCGGGCAUCUGUCACUGAGACAUGUAGCGCGUGCUGCGUCUGGCUCCGGGGUUGAUUUGGGUGCCGUAAUUGGAAAUAGACGCAAAGUUGGUUUGACCGAUGCUUUUUAAACACAUUCAAGCUUCUGCGCGUUUAUCGAUUCGUUUUGACCGAUAAAUGACAUCAUUCACGGGGUCUCUGAAGAAUAGUGUACAGAUUGUGAGGUUUCUCCCUGGACGUCAGAUUCUUCUUUCACGCCCGGCUGUGAUUGCUGACUAACUUUGCCAGGAGCAGAGACGCUCCCUUGGCAUGUUUGGGUCUGAUCAGAAGCAGUUUCUCUGGGGCUUCUGUGCUCCUGUGAUCUUCAUCGACUGACCUAACACCUGGAUCUAAAUGAAAGAGUCGCGAGAAUGAGCGAAAUCUUGUUGAAACGGUGCUAGAACUUGAGGUUUGAGCGGAUCAACUCAAAACUGGAUGUCUGAUCAACUGGUUGAGAUGGCCGAGAGCUGGCGGAACUGCUUCGAGGAGGAGCUCAUUUGUCCCAUUUGCUUGCAUGUGUUCGUGGAGCCCGUGCAGCUGCCGUGCAAACACAACUUCUGCCGGAGCUGCAUCAGCGAGGCCUGGGCUAAAGACACGGCCAACGUGCGCUGCCCGGAGUGCAAUCACGCGUACAAUCAGAAACCCAACCUGGAGAAAAACAUCAAACUGACUAACAUCGUAGAGAAGUUCAACGCGCUGAACGUCGAGAAAGCUCCUGCCGUGUUGCACUGCAUUCUGUGUAGGCGAGGGCCUCCUCUGCAAGCGCAGAAAGUGUGUCUUCGUUGUAAUGCACCGUGUUGCCAGUCUCACAUCCAGACGCAUCUCCAGCAGCCCUGUCCCGCUCCUGGACACCUCCUGGUGGGGGUUGAGGAGGUGCGGGCCUGGAGCUGCCUGCACCACGAUGAGUACAGACUCUAUCACUGCGAUGCGGAGCAGGUGGCGGUCUGCCAGUACUGCUGCUUCUCCAGAUGUGCGCCCAACCACGGCCACGCGGUGUGCGACGUGGAAGUGCGACGCAAUGACAUCAGGCAUAUGUUAAUGAAGCAGCAGGAUCGCAUUGACGAUCGAGUGAAAGACAUCGAGGAGCAGCUGUAUAAGUUGGAGUCUGACAAACUACUGGUGGAGGAUAAGGUACAGCAGCUGAAGGAGGAGGUGCGUGUCCAGUAUCACAAAAUGCACCAGCUCUUAGAAGAUGACCUGGGGAGGACUCUAGAGGUGCUGGAUAAAGCACACUCCAAAUACUGCCAGGAGAACUCGACCCAAACCCUCCAGCUCAAUGAACGCCGUCAGGAGGCCAAGAAACUGCUCAGCUCUGUCCAAGUUGUGUUUGACAAGGCAGAGGAUAUUAACUUUAUGAAGAACACAAAACCAGUAAAAAUACUCAUGGACAGAUCACAGUCAUGCACAGGCAGUGUUCUGCCACCUUACAAAGUGGGUCAUCUUAAUUCCAAAAUAUUCCUGUCUGAAGUCUCAAAAAAGGAGAAAAACUUAAAAAAAAUACUGGAAGCACCAUUCAGUACUCCCGCGCACUUCCUCCAGAGCGUUUCUGUCCACCCCUCCAGUGUGAAUACCUCCGGGGGUGAGAAACGCAAACACUCCACGGCCUUCCAUGAAAGCAGCAGCAGCCUGCUGGAGUCCUCGUCAGGCCCCAUGAGCAAACAGCAGUUCCUGGGUCAAGGUUCCAACUCCACAGACGGGCCGGCGUCACAGCCGCCCAUGGCUCCCUGUAGCUCCACCCAGCACAUUGUAGGCCUCAGCAGUAGCAGCAGUGCUCAGUCUGUCCAUCAUUCCAGCUCUGUUUUUACUCCUGCCGACUACCCCAACCCCAGCUCGUCCCAGCAGGCCAUGCUGCCGCAGUACGGCGGCCGUAAGAUUCUCAUGUGCACGAUGGACAACUGCUACUGCUCUAGUGUCCCCUCCAUAUCUAACCACCGCGGUCAUCCUCCCUACCCACGCUCGGGAUCUUUCCCUUGGACACAGGACUACACCCACCCCCUGCCCUCCACGCCCUCAAUGUCCCAGCCUCUCCAGGGUCUCUCCAUGCACGACUGGAUCGACGCCUCACAGAGCCAUAGACACCCUGAUUUCUAUGGACUCUACGGGCAAUCUUCCACUAAACCAUACGUCACCAGUUAACUUCCACUGCAACUCUGGUUUAUCUCCAAUAACUCACCAAAUUUCUUAAGGUUCGGUCACAUUUGCGAAAUUUAAAUGAAAUUUUGCGUGCAAAAACAGGUCCAUUGUCAAUAGCAUAGAGAUGUAUGAAGUCUGCAUCAAACCAACAUGAAAAUGAGUGAAACCUGUGUGAGGAUCCUAAUUGCAUGGAUUCCUAUUGGAAUGACUGGACUGUGCUUGCAAAUUUUUACCAAACAACGGCAAAUGUGACCCCACCUUUAGACCUUUUUUGCCCGCCUGUCUUUCAAAACCAGGCUUGUUAACAAAUCUAAACAACAGCACUUUUUAGCAUGCAAUGCAAGCCUCUUGGCUUCAAAACACAAGUCUCUUCCAACUUAAGCAUUAAAACCUUUUCUGUCCCUGCGUAAAACAUGAUAAGGGAAUGAGAAAUGAGGAGGCGGGACCCAGUUGAGUUUUUAAAAUUACAAACAGAUUUUGGAUAAUUGCAGAGGGUUCUGACCCGGAGCAGAUAAUGAUCGCUUGUAAAUGGAGUUAGUUUUAACUCCUUUCACCUCCCCUCUUCCUGCCUUUAGGGCAUCUGGAAUCUGGUUGGUUUUUAUGAGGUGGUAAAGAUUUUCUUUUUAACAUUGUUAUUAAACUUCUACAGAUUUAUUAAUAGAAGAUGGGGAAUAGUGCUAUAUAAAAUAAAGAGGGAUAGAGUGCGUUUAUUAUUUAUCAUAUUUCACCUCUACCGAGCUUAAGUUUCUGCUGAACCGCUCCACAGAUAACAAUGUGACUGGGAACUCUGAUUAUGGUUUGACGUGUUACUUACAUUCCUUAGAGGCAAGAGGAUCUUAUUUUUCUGUUAUGUUUACAAUUAUGUAUUAAUAUUUUUUUUUCAUUAAGUUUCGCUAGGUUGGAAAAGAUCAGUAUAAAAACUCAAUGCAGAUUCAUUGGAAGCUUCAAAGAUUUUCCACCGAGCAUGUCAUGAGUUAGUACUUCUGGAUUCUGCUUCCUGUCAGAUAAUGUUACUUCCUGCAUUCAAGCACAUGUGAAGCAUGUUCAGGAUGAUUGGUGGCUACACACACCUCUCAGUCUUACAAUGGUGUAGAUAUACUUCCUGUUUUAUUCGGUGACGGUGAAGCCCAGUGGGGUCUGUGGUCACUGUGAAACACUGAUUGUCUUGAACAUGCUGAAAAACUUCCUGUUUGUGAUUGUAGACAUGCAGGAAAGCCUUUCUGUGCACUCAGAACUCCAAGAGACUCGACUGAGUGAGACUAGAGGACAGUUGGUGACAUUUUUUCACAUAUUUUAUACAAGAAAACUGAAUGGACUGCAUAUAUUUGGAGAUCAAAAUAAAUGUGCUUCAAAAAAGUAUUAAAUGCUGGUUUAAACAAAA